Molecule: messenger RNA, 812 nt
Organism: Culicoides brevitarsis
Lineage: Eukaryota; Metazoa; Arthropoda; Insecta; Diptera; Ceratopogonidae
Exons: 3
Coding region: 43-729 (228 amino acids)
Source: RefSeq, a predicted model, not a curated record
UCGUGCCUAUCGCAGAGCUUUUGUGACGGUCAAGGUGUUACAAUGAAAUUUUUUUAUAUUUUUUUCGUCGCAUUUUUUGCUGCAACUGCUUUUGCUGGCAAGAUUGAGGAUGUGCUCAACAAAAAAGUCGAGGAAUUACGAGUCCUGAUGCGAACUGGCAAUCCAGAGCUUGGAAUUCCCGUUUUGGCUCCUUUUGAAACGGAUCACUUCGAAGGCUCUUUCGAUUUUGAAGGAUUACUUAGUUGGACAGGUGAAUUCCAUAAUUUACGAAUUGACAAUCUCGACACUUUUAUCAACAAUAAACUGACGUUCAAUAUGUUGACGAUGAAAGCAAAGUUCAAUUUUACCUUUCCCGAUAUCGUGGUUCAAGGAUUUCAGGAUAUACGAGGACAUGUUUUUACGGUUAUGCCGCAAUGGGCUUACGGUGAUUUCAGAAUUGCGCCAGUUAACGUUCGAAUGUUCGGCGAAACAAAAAUCAAGAUAAAUCGCGAUGGAUUCCUCAACGCAGAAUCGUUGCAAGUCGAACUCUACUUGGAUGAAUUCAAUUGUCACUUUGAAAAUUUACUCACAGGCGGCGACUUGUCCGACUUGUUGAAUCAAGUCAUUCCGGAUAUCGUGCCGUCUGCCUUGAAUAACUUCCCCGAGAGAGUAACGGCGAAAAUUCAGAAGAAAUUCCUGCCGAUCAUGAACAUGAUACUCAACAGAGUCAACGUAAAGGACAUUAUGUGAACACAAAAAAAAAUUUAAUUAAAUUUUCACCGCUAUAAAAAUUCUUCCUUUCACACUUUUUUUUUGUUUGCUUGGCAUUCGGU